GACGGAGGGCGCCUGCUUUUGGACGCCAUCCUCAAAAAAGGCGCACUUCUUUUGAAAGGAAGGGAAAAACGGAUCGGAACGGAAGGCCCCGCAUAGAAUGCAGAAGUGAGAGCAGCCAGGAUACUGCAGGAUCAUGAAGAAGCCUGUGCCACCAAAAGCAAUUGACUGGAAAGAUGGUAGACGGAUUACACAUGCACGAAGUGGGCGACCCUCCCGGGUUCCAUCACAGUAUCAAGGACACUUUAGUUGGGAGAAGUAUUUAAAAGAGACAGGUGCUACAGCUGCUCCUGUUCACUGCUUUAAACAGAGCACUUCACCCCCUGUAAAUGAGUUCAAAGCAGGAAUGAAGCUGGAGGCGCAGGACCCCAGGAACACCACGUCCACAUGCAUCGCCACAGUGGUGGGACUGACCGGUUCACGUCUCCGCCUGCGCCUCGACGGAAGUGACAACAAGAACGACUUUUGGCGUCUGGUGGAUUCGUCAGAGAUCCAGCCUAUUGGCAGCUGUGAGAAGAACGGAGGCAUGCUGCAGCCGCCCCUGGGGUUCCGUCUGAACGCGUCGUCCUGGCCCAUGUUCUUACUAAAAACACUCAAUGGUGCUGAGAUGGCACCCGCCCGAAUCUUUCACAAGCAGGAACCACCCUCUCCAGAACAGAAUUACUUCCUGGUUGGGAUGAAACUGGAGGCGGUGGACAGGAAGAACCCGCACUUCAUCUGUCCUGCCACAGUUGGGGCGCUGCGGGGAGGGGAGUUGCUGGUCACCUUCGAUGGCUGGAGGGGAGCCUUCGAUUAUUACUGCCGCUACGACUCAAGAGACAUCUUCCCUAUCGGCUGGUGUGCUCUCACUGGGGACAACCUGCAGCCGCCCGGCACUAAAGUGGGUUUGCUGAGGCCAGUGGCUGCUCCAGGUGCCCUGCCUGACACCAGUGUAAAGGGCGCAAUCAUGCCCAUGUCCCCAGUACCUGUCCGGCUGCCUGUCCAGAAGUUCCGUCGGCCUGGUCGAAGAAAAAGCAAGUCACCCAGUCCUUGGAGUCAAAAAGAAACCACAAGAACACUGGCAGUUCAGAAAGAUCAUCCUGAAAAAGGACUGGAAUCUGUGAGGAUUCAGAAGAAAAGAGGCCCCAAGCCUGGUAGCAGGCUAAGCUGGGCUAAGCAGGCUACGUGGUUGGAAGGAACAAUGGCAGAUACUGAAAAACCCAGAGGUCGAAUGUCAGCCAACUGGGCUCAGACAGUAAAUCAGCAGAGCCAGGUAGAGCCCAUCAAGAUCCCGAAGAAGAGAGGCCCCAAACCUGGCAGCAAGAGGAAACCUCGUGUGUUGUCCGAGCCAGUGCCUACUUCACCUACCAGCAGCACUCCAGAACCAGACACCAGCACUGUGCCACUGGAUAACGCCACCAUCCCCAGCACUGCCAUGCAGGCUCCAACCGUGUGUGUGUAUCUGAAUAAACAGGCGAAGGUGGGUCCUCACCUGGAUGUGCGGCGGGUACAGGCUCUGCCCGAUCACUUUGGGCCUGGCCGGGCUUCCUCGGUGCUGCAACAAUGUGUUCAGGCCUGUGUGGACUGUGCACACAAUCAGAGGUUCAUCUUUUCCUGCCUCAAACCAGGCCAUGGAGGAGAGCUUGUCUCAGCCCACUUUGAACAGAAGCAGCACACUCUAACACUGCCGGUGGUGAACAGCGUGACUUAUGUGCUACGUUUCCUAGAGAAGCUCUGUCAUAACAUGAGCAGUGAACCACUGUUUGGCAGCCAGCCUGUGCCUCAGGGAGGAGUGCGCUACGACAGACACUUCUACUCAGAGAGGAGGAGUUUUUCAGAGCGUCUGAGUUCAGGACCAGGCCAAGGUACUAAGAGAGUUGUCUCUGACUCCUGCAGCAGCAGCACACUGUGUCUUAAAAUGCCUAAAACCCAUCGCCUCUCAUCUGAAGCAGAGGUUUUUACUGUGGAGAACGGAGGUUCAGAGCACUCAGAGAAAACCUGUCUGUCCCCGACAAAGACUUGGACUCCUGGACAAAUGCGCCGUCUUGGUUCUUCAGGUUCAGAUCAUUACCUGAACUCCAGAGACAGCCCUGGGACUAGUAAACAGGAUCCUAAUCUGUGGACGGUAGAGGACGUCAUGUGCUUCAUCAGAGAGCUGGAUCCUCUGUUGGGGCCACAUGCAGACCUCUUUCGCAAACAUGAGAUUGAUGGGAAGGCUCUACUGUUACUGCGCAGUGACAUGAUGAUGAAGUACAUGGGCCUGAAGCUCGGUCCUGCCCUCAAGCUCACCUUCCACAUUGAUAAGCUCAAACAAGGUCGCUGAUUAGAAAACGCUGACUUCUCUACCCCACCAAGCACAUGGCAUGACGGGAAGCGUGUGCCCACUGAAGCAUUACCGGAGCAGUACUGUAGCAGAGCUUUCAGUCUGGCCAUUUCUGAAUGUGUGACACUGUGUCCUAUAACUUGAUGGUUGUUGUUUGUUUUAGUGUUUGUUAUAUAUAGCAUAUUCGCUUCCUGUCUCAGAUAGGAUCAGCUGCCUAACCCUACAUUCACACCGACUGAAUCAGAGAUUGCUGGUCACUAAAGGGCUUUUUUUCUUAAGUUUACUCAAAACAAUCAACACAAAUAAUUAAGUAAGACCCCUAUAGUGUAUCAUAUUAUGUUUUAAGAUGAAUGGGCCAGCCACUCACACGCAAAACACACACGCUGCAACCAGAGCUGGAUUCUGAGUACAUCGUAUCGAAUCUCAGCUCUGUCUUGCCGGCUCCAGGCUGAGUGGCUGUAUGAGCAACGAU
This is a messenger RNA of Trichomycterus rosablanca, 2771 nucleotides long. RefSeq names its product polycomb protein SCMH1-like. The record is from RefSeq and is a predicted model, not a curated record. Gene Ontology annotation, molecular function: chromatin binding; histone binding. Gene Ontology annotation, cellular component: nucleus. The transcript is spliced from 16 exons. Gene Ontology annotation, biological process: negative regulation of DNA-templated transcription. Lineage: Eukaryota; Metazoa; Chordata; Actinopteri; Siluriformes; Trichomycteridae. The coding region runs from base 134 to 2299 and encodes 721 amino acids.